Molecule: messenger RNA, 1754 nt
Organism: Mandrillus leucophaeus (drill)
Lineage: Eukaryota; Metazoa; Chordata; Mammalia; Primates; Cercopithecidae
Gene: PAIP2B
Product: poly(A) binding protein interacting protein 2B
Exons: 4
Coding region: 186-557 (123 amino acids)
Biological process (GO): negative regulation of translational initiation
Cellular component (GO): cytoplasm
Molecular function (GO): mRNA regulatory element binding translation repressor activity
Source: RefSeq, a predicted model, not a curated record
UGUGCAGUAAGAGGUAACCUGGCAAGUGGUAGUGGCGCUUCUCGGGUUCUGUGCUUCACGCUUUGGUACUAAAGGCCGAGACUGUUCUGGCGACGGCGACCUCUACGGCAACAGCUUAAGCUCUCGGAGGAGUGGCAGAGUACGAUCUGAAGGAGGGGCUUCUGGUCAGCCCAGGUUCUAUCAUAAUGAAUGGAUCCAAUAUGGCAAAUACAUCACCCAGUGUAAAAUCCAAAGAGGACCAGGGGUUAAGUGGGCACGAUGAAAAGGAAAACCCAUUUGCAGAGUACAUGUGGAUGGAGAAUGAAGAGGAUUUCAACAGACAGGUGGAGGAGGAACUGCAGGAGCAAGACUUCUUGGACCGCUGCUUCCAAGAGAUGCUGGAUGAAGAAGACCAAGACUGGUUUAUUCCAUCACGAGACCUGCCUCAGGCCAUGGGACAGUUGCAACAGCAGUUAAAUGGACUGUCAGUCAGUGAAGGUCAUGAUUCUGAAGAUAUUUUGAGCAAAAGUAACCUGAACCCAGAUGCCAAGGAGUUUAUUCCAGGAGAGAAGUACUGAGCCGACAAAGCUUUGAGGAGGACUUGUCUGUCCCCACAUCUGGGGACAGUAAUGCACAAAAUAGUGGAGCUGAAGAUGGGGAUGGGGCGGGCGAGGGACGCACAGCGGGAAGGGGAGUGGUGGUCUCACGAUACUGUGACUCUGAGUAACUAAUAUGCUCAGUCUUAUUCUACAAGCCUCUGAGUAUUUCUGUUUUGUUCUGCUGAUUUUUGUUUGGAGCAGUUUCCUGUUUUGUUUUUUUGAAUAGCUCUUUCGAGUUAAGGAAAUUGCAUUUCCCCCGCUUCAUCAGGAGUGUUCUGCGGUGUGUGUUUAAACAAAAUAAGCUGACCAAGAUAAACUGGAUAUUUAGGAAAUGCCCCUCUCACCCUGCUGUAUACUUACCAAGGACAGUGAGCCCCUGGAGAACUUUUUGUGGAAUCUAUUGAAUUGGAUGGGAAAAGGGACAAGCAGAAAGAGCAGGUGGUGCAAACCAGAAUUUGAGGCUCAGCUCCCCCAUCGCUGGGGUCUCCUGCAGUGAACUGGGAUAACCAAUGCCCUGCCGAGCCCUUGCCUGUUUGUCCUGAACCCCAUUCAAGAAAACGCAGACUUAGAGUACUUAGUUUACAGUAACUUUGAUGAUUGUUGAAAGUUGUAAAUCAGAAGGUGGGGCUGUGAUGGUGGUUGUCACUUGAGUCAUUUAGUUACUGUUGUCCUGUUCAUAAGCCUGUGUUCACCAUCACCAUCAGACUCACCAUUUAUAAGUAGAAGAGCACUGUUGAUCUGCCACCUCAUCUUUCAUGAAGUCUAUUCCCCGGCCUCCUUUCCACCCUAUCCUACUCUGUUUUUAAGAAAAGAUAUUGCUGCCAAAGGCAUAGGGGAGGCCAGGUGUGCUGACAAUUAGCAUGAGCCUGCAGAAGUCAUCCUUGAAUCUGCUGUGUCUAAAUUUUAUUUGGACAGCCUUAUUUUUUCCAGCCUCAACACUUGGUCUUCCUGGUGUCUCAAUUCCCUCAGACAAGUUUAUGCACGUUUUAAAGGAUAUAUUUUUCAGGACACUAGUAAGAAGCUCAGUUCACAGUUUGGAUAUUUCUUCCCACAUUGCCGAAUUUUGGAAAGGAACUCAAAACCAGCCUAGGAAAGUGAGUCCUGCUUGACCCAUGUGACUGUGUACCUGACCCUCUGGGAUCUUUUCAGCUAUUAAAACAUUUUACUGUUCCCACA